AAGUUUACAAAUAGCAAACACGACCAAACACGAUAAAGUUCACCAAGUGAAGCGCCGGCAUAUGCGUUGGAGUCAGUGGUGUGGUGUUUGUCAUUAGGUGUAAUAUUUUUUGCUAAAUUGAUAAAUAGAUAAUUUUUUCUACUAUGCUACGAAUUAAAUAGAAGACAAACAUUUGAAAUUUUGCGUGUUCUCCUUUUUCGGUAGCCGUAACAGUAACAUUAUUUGAAGACUGCAUUUUGUAGUUAGUUAUCUGUUUGUGUCUUCAUUGUUUUGUGUAAAAAAAGACCAAUAUAAUGAAUCUGUUUAAAACCUGCCCGGCUGUAUGACGCACUCCAGUAAAAGUUGAUCGAUACUUGGACCUUGAAAAUAUGCAGACCGAAGAAGACUGCACUUCAGUCACACUAAAGAAAAAAAACGACAACAAAGGUCAACACACAAGUGACAAUAACAGUGUAGUCUCUCAAACUGACUCCAAGAAAGGAGAAAAGUCUGACGGAGAAGAUCCUAAACCCCGAAUCGUUUUAACGUUCCGAUCCGAGAAGUCUGGUGCGAAAUCUAGCAAUAUGAAAAUAGUCCCAAACGAUGAAAAGCAUGAAGAGUGUUCACCGCGUCGAUCGAGCAGGACUCGUGGCAAGUGGGAAUGGUCUGAUGAGGCAGACUCGUCGGCAUCCCCUAAAAAGGAUAAAGACACAAGCCAGCCAGUUUCAGAGAAUGACGAGGGUUCGGACAGCUCCCGCUCAGCUACUGCAUCAAAGAGGCCUACAAGAAGAGGCACUCAUGUGCCCUACGAAACACCUACAACAACUCAGAGGUUGUCACGUAGAAUUAAGCCUACUGCAAAGAUUCUUGCUAAUGAAGAACUAAGAAUUGGAUUAGAAUCUCAAAACAAUGCCCGAUUAGGUAUACAAAUUGAAAAGCCCGAGGAUGGUGUGAAAACUAGAAGAUCAGCUCGUCCCACUCAGUCUGGGCUUGAGCAAUCUACAUCUAGUGUGUUAUCCAAGAAGGAUACUAAAAAUAUUAAAGCAAUUGAUGUUGAGGAAAUUGUAGAUGAUGAUUCUAAUUCAGAGGAUAAACAAGAUCCAAGCACCGUCAUGAAGUUGAAACACUUGUGUGAGUUGGGCCUAAAAGCUAUCAAUACUGAUUCCAUGGAAGAAGAAAAUGAUGAUGAAAUGGAAGUGGAUGAGGAAGUUGAUGAAUAUGAAGAGGAGGAGGAGGAUGAAGUUGACCUAGAGGAUGAAGAUGAAAUGGAUGAUGACUCAGAAGAAGUAAUCAGCAAGCUCCUGGAGGCUGAUGAAGACAGCAGUGAAGAUUUCUUAUGUACAUUGGGUUCAUCAAAGAGCAAACGGCCUCGCCGCUCUACCAGACUAUGUUCCUCUUAUGGAGGGCAAGAUGUUGAGACACAGUCACCACUUCCUGAAGAUGAUGAUCAGAAGGAAUACUGUCCACCGUCCAAGAGAAACCGUUCCAGGCGGCGUGUCGAGCAUUCUGAGACAGAACAGGAAGAUGAGGGCAGCCGAUCACGCCGCCUCAAGAGUCGUGCCAUCAAAAAUGAAGAUGUUCAGUCUGAAGCAGAACUGGAAGACAAUAACAGUGAACCGGCCGGCGGGGAUGAAGGCACAGAGGCUGCAUGCCCCGAUGAUGAAUCAACCAUUGUGGCCACCUGUUACUGCGAAACUCCCAGCAAUGUGCACGCAGCGCCUAGCGAGCUCACGGAGCCAGUGUUCUGCCAAGCGGUUGAGACAGUGGACGGGGCCCGCGUGGGGUGCUCUCACGCGGCGCUGCGAGCGCGCGACGGGGCCCUGGAAGCGAUGCUGCGCGCCGGGCCCCGCUCGCCCUACCUGCUCACGUGUCGCCUGCACGCGGCCCAGUUGCGGCGACACAUGGCCUGCCCUGCCUGCGGUCUGUUCUGCACGCAGGGAAUAUUCUACCAAUGUUCGCUGGGUCACCUAUUCCACUUGGAGUGCGGUUUACCUUACAACGAGUCGGUGAAGCCACGCCCAGGCUGUCCUCACUGCGGCGUGCGGUCAUACCGCUGGCAGCCCGUCAACACCCAAUGCCACAAGGUGAAGCUGCGGAUGCAGUGCAGCAACAAGCGCGUCUACCUGCCCGACCAGCGCGAGCAGUGUACUCAAGCGUACCUAAGCUUCUCGAGCACAGAACCACCACAAACGGACCAAAUGCCUCUAAUCCCCGAUGACUUACUGCCGGCCAUGUCAAUAGAUCUGAAGAGUUUAUGCCUAAAGAAAGAUGAUAAUACAGACCCAGAGUCUGUAAUAGAAGCUGCACAGAAGCUUUGCGAUGCUAUUAUAGCUAUGGAGCCUGUGGAACAGCUGAUAUCUAAAAUUACGUGCCCGGCGGUAGUGAACGAGCAGCUGCCCAGCUUAGGAGGCGGCAGCAGCGUGCACGCCGCUGCGACGCGCGGGUACGUGGCGGCCCUGCACGCGCUGCGCUGCGCCGGCGCAGAUAUAGACGCGCUCGACAACGGGCUGCGGACCCCGCUCAUGGCCGCCAUCCAUGCAUUAUUAGUGAAGCCAGAAAAUAAAAUCGAUGACAAUAAUGACAAAACUACUGACAAGGAUAUCACAGAGGAAUCGGACAUAAAAGAGGAAUUGGAGCCAAAAGAGGUAGUGGCUGAUGUGGAAGAGGAUAAAAAGGACAGUAUUAGUGAGAACAAGGAUAGUGAGACUGUGACGGCUUUGUUAGACAAAACAGAUACUGACGAAGAAAAUAAGAAAAGUGCAGACAAGGAAAUUUUAGAAGAUAUUGAUAUCAAACAAGAAUUGAGAUUAAAUGAGGAGACAACUGAAAAGCAAGAUUUGGAUGAGGAGAAAAAGGACAGUAUCAGUGAGAAGAAGGAAGACGAGAUUGAGAAGGGUAGCGAUGAGGAUCUCAUGAAGUGUAUUAGAUAUUUGAUCGCAGCUGGCUGUGAUGUCAAUAUACAGGGCCCGGAGGGUAUGACAGCCCUCCACAUGGGCGCGCAACAUGGGAACGUGACCGUAUGCGAAAUGUUACUGCGGGACGGUGGUGCCUUCGUAGAGCCGCGGGACCACGGCGGGUGGAGCCCCCUCGUGUGGGCCGCGGAGCACCGUCACCCCCCCGCCCUCAGAUUACUGUUAGCAAACGGCGCAGACGCAGCGACGCGAGACUCCGAAGGCAACGGCGCCAUACACUGGUGCGCUCUCGCCGGCUCCCCGCUCUCACUCAAACUGUUACUGGACGCCGCGCCCCAUACUGUGCACCACCAUAACGCGCACCACGACACGCCGCUGCACAUCGCAGCUCGCCAAGGUCAUUACGCGUGUGUCAUCAUAUUGUUAGCUCGUGGCGCAAAGACUGACGUAGAAAACUCCGCGGGCGAGUUGCCAGCGGACGUAUGCACGGGCGCGUGUCAAACAGCCAUCGCGCUCAAUAUGCACAUGGCGCAGAUCACUGGAAACCCGACCCGCUGUAAAAUACUGUCGAGUGAUAUAUCGAACGGCCUGGAGGAAUAUCCGGUUCCGUGCGUGAACGAAGUGGACGACGAACCUCUACCCACCGACUUCACCUACGUCACCAGCCACCUGCUACCAGAACCCGUCGCCAUAGACGACUCCAUCGCCACCAUGAAGGGAUGCGACUGCGUGGACGUUUGCGGAAGUAACUGCGCAUGCGUCGUGCUCAGCGUGAGAAUGUGGUGGUCGCGGGGCAAACUGAUACCCGCCUUCCCCCACCACGACCCCCCCAUGCUGUUCGAGUGCAACCAGACCUGCGCCUGCAACAAGCGCAAGUGUGAGAACAUGGUAGUGAGCCGCAUCAUGUCGCGCGGAUCGCUCGGCGUGCGCGCUGAAGUAUUCCGCACGUUGGGGCGCGGCUGGGGACUGCGCGCCGCCAGCCCCGUGCCGCGCGGGGCCGCCGCCGCCCUCUACUGCGGCGAGCUGCUGCCCCUCAGCGCGGCCGACACGCGCGCCGUCGACCGCUACAUGUUCGCGCUCGACCUCAAGCCCGACCUGCUGCAGCAAUGCAACGAGAAGACCCUUCUGUGCGUGGACGCAUGCCGCUACGGCAGCGCGGCGCGUUUCGUGAACCACAGCUGCAGCGCUAACCUCGCGCCCGUGCGAGUGUUCCCGCAAGCGCGAGACCUGCGCCUGCCUGCCAUCGUGCUGUUCGCGACAAGGGACAUCCGCGCCGGGGAGGAGCUCACAUUUGACUACGGAGAUAAGUUUUGGCAAGUCAAAUCGAAGUUCAUGAAAUGCGAGUGUGCCACUCCUGAAUGCAGAUAUCCUGAGAAAUCUACCGAAUCUGAUUCAUAAUAUAAAAAUUUAAUAAAAAUCAAUAGUCUCAAUUAAUCAAUUAUUAACAAAUGAUGUUCUUUUAUUGAGGAUAAUUUAGCAUACUAUAGGUAUGUCUCUUAAGAAUUGGAUUUAUUACCAAUCAGUCCUUCAUUCAGAAUAAUGACAAACUGUAUUUAUUUUAAGGCUUAUAGUGUAUAAGAUUAUGAUGAUCUGUGUAUAUAGUUGUAAUUUAUUAAUCUUAAUAAAUAUACUUUAAUACAAACAUAAACAUAGACUUACUUAUUGACUCCAAAAUGAACUGCAGAGUGCCAGAAAAAAAUACUUAUUCAUUUUGUGACUUUUGGAUAUCUAUCCAUAUCCCUAUCCAUCCCUUUCCGCUCCCCCUAAGUCGAAACACGGGGUUAAAAAAUCGACAUCAGUUACCAUAUUUGUAGUGUGUUUAUAAACAAUGCAUUACUACGAUUAUCCAGAAACGAAGAUAAGCUCCUCUCUUAUUCAUUCAAUCGCACAAGAUCCGUUGACAUCUAGCCAAUGGAUUGAUGAUUG
This is a messenger RNA of Chilo suppressalis (striped riceborer), 4817 nucleotides long. The record is from the annotation of a GenBank genome assembly. NCBI's taxonomy places the organism in Eukaryota, Metazoa, Arthropoda, Insecta, Lepidoptera, Crambidae.